CAUGAUGAUGAUGAUGAUGAUGAUGAUGCUGUAGCUUAGCUGAACUGGGAGGAGGAGAGGAAACUAGCGGCACCAAACUUUCUGCGCUUUAAGGCUUUUUGGAGAAUAUGGACGAUGAGGGUCAAACCAAGCUCGAACUUUUCGUGAAGGCAGGGAGUGACGGUCAGAGCAUCGGCAACUGUCCGUUCUCUCAGCGCCUCUUCAUGGUUCUGUGGCUGAAAGGAGUCGUCUUUGACGUUACGACGGUGGACAUGAAGAGGAAACCAGAUAUCCUGAAGGACCUGGCACCGGGAGCUCAGCCUCCUUUCCUUCUGUGGGGCAGCGAGGUGAAAACUGACACCAACAAGAUCGAGGAGUUCCUGGAGGAGAACCUCUGCCCUCCCAAGUAUCCUCGUCUGGCUGCUCGUAAUCCAGAGUCCAACACGGCCGGUUUGGACGUCUUCUCCAAGUUCUCUGCUUACAUCAAGAACUCCAACCCUCAGGCCAAUGAUAAUCUAGAGAAAGGCCUGCUGAAGGCCCUGAGGUUGCUGGACGAAUACCUCGGCACACCGCUUCCUGAUGAGAUUGACGCAAACAGCGCCGAUGAGGUCACUUCCUCGUCGCGCCCCUUCCUGGACGGCCGAGAGCUCACCCUGGCCGACUGCAACUUGCUGCCCAAGCUGCACAUCGUGAAGGUGGUGUGUUUGAAAUACAGAAACUUCACCAUCCCCGAGUCCCUGACCAACCUCUGGAGGUACCUGAACGCAGCGUACGCCAAGGAGGAGUUUUCUGCCACCUGCCCGGUGGAUGACGAGAUCCACAUCGCCUACUCCUCCGUAGCCAAGGCUUUAAAGUAGGAGGAGGCUGGAGAAACAUAAUCCAAGAAAAACAAUUAAAACACACCUUUUAAAGCAAACAUUAACUCUGCAAACAAUCCCUUUUUUAAACGUGACUAAAAAUUAUUCUAAGCGUUUCUUUUCAUCUUCGUACAGAUUUUAGAAAGCUCAGAGCGGCGGCAGCGUUCAGAACGCACCCACAGGUGCAGCUUUGUUUUCUCACUUCAAACAGGAUUUGUUGAAACCAGGAAGUGUGUCGGGUCGAUGAGCCGACACAGAAACUCCUCUGGUGACUCAUUAAAACGGCUGCUUUACGUUUUUAAACCUCUCUGUUCUGUUUUAACCUGCACAAACCUUCACAGGCUCAAACUUUAAUUCUCAUUUUUCAGCCUCAUUCGCCUCCAUUUUAUUUUUAUUUUAUUCGUCAUUAAGAACAUUUGCAUACCAGCCGUUUUUUUUUUUUUAAUUAAUUUUUUUGUCACGGUUGUUUCACAAAACAUCACUGAGGGGAAAAAAGCCCCUUUCAUUUCAUCGGAGCACUUUUUUUUUUCUCUUUCUUCGUGGUGCGAAAGGGGCGCGAAAUAGACGGAGGCAGAUCUGAAAACAGUUAAACAGGAAACUGUUUAAAUAGAGCCGGGCUUCCCCUUUCUGCCGCAGCAGACGUGAAGGAUUAUUUAAGCUCACUGAGCUGCUUUGUUGAUCCGCUAUGAAGGCUUCAGUCUGUUUAGCUUUGCUAGGAAGCUGCGAUUGUUUUUAGAAGGAAAAGAAAAAAAACAGCAGGAAGUUUAAUGAAGGCAUUUUUAUACUGGAAAUAUUUUUAUAUUUGCUUUAUGUUAGCGUUUUAUAUUACGAGUAAAUGUUUUGUGGCCUGUUUCUUAGUGCUCUCUAACUGCGCUGACCUAACUGAAAACAUUUCCAAUGCGUCAGAUUUMAGCUAUUUUUAAUACAUUUUUAUUUAAAAGCAGGAAGGUUCAAAUUAACGGUUCGUUUUUAGAUCAAGUUUGGCUCACCAGCUGAAAUAUCAGCAGAUGUUUCAAUAUGUUUAACACGUUAAAUUUAAAUCAGACGUCCAUCAAGCUUCUGACCUUCCUUUAAGUAACC
Messenger RNA from Austrofundulus limnaeus, 1916 nucleotides. RefSeq names its product chloride intracellular channel 1 (gene clic1). NCBI's taxonomy places the organism in Eukaryota, Metazoa, Chordata, Actinopteri, Cyprinodontiformes, Rivulidae. The coding region runs from base 108 to 836 and encodes 242 amino acids. The transcript has 7 exons. The record is from RefSeq and is a predicted model, not a curated record.